Molecule: messenger RNA, 1673 nt
Organism: Patella vulgata (common limpet)
Lineage: Eukaryota; Metazoa; Mollusca; Gastropoda; Patellidae
Exons: 3
Coding region: 234-1529 (431 amino acids)
Source: RefSeq, a predicted model, not a curated record
UUUGUUGCACAAUACUGGAUCUUCAAUGAGUUACUUUCUAUUUUUCACUCGGCAACCGGCUGCAGAUUUCACUCGGCCAACUUCGGUUACUCCUCUACACCAAACCAUGUUUCCAAACAGAGUUAUCUUUCCGUGACCCGCAAAUUAUAUUUUUAACAAUGAGUUGAAUUCUAUAGGAGGUGUUGGAACUCCCGCAAACAGUGCCGGUGGUGCAAUUGUUUGAGAAUUCUCUGAUGAGUUGUAAAGUUGGAAUUAGACCAGAUUUUUUGAUCGAUGGCAUGGUACAAGGAAAGAACGGAUCCUUUUUCACUGGCCGACUUAAUCUGGGUGGUGUGUUCCUAGCCAGAGCUAUCGGCAUCAACAAGAAAGAAAUCAAACUGUCAUGUUUCAAGAAGGCGGUGGAACUUUAUCGUACCCUUCCUGUCACUGAAAUUUUGAACCAGGAUGAUAUGACCCCAAAAGUUAUCAAGGAGAAACUGGAGAAUUUUAACUCGACCGUUGCUAAGAUGGAGAAAGAAACAAUUGCAGAGUUACCCCCACCAUCUAUUUUGAAACAGAUCCAAGAUAUUCUAACCAAUCCUAAAUAUGCUUCAACCAAUUCAAUCAGCAAAAUGGAGUUGGCGGCCUCUGUGGCUAAAUGUCGAGUCCGUUGUCGAUAUGAUGUAGAGAGUUGUAAAGCUGAAUCAGGGAAAGUUUAUCAUAAGGGCAUGUACUUUACUGACAACAUACUACAAGGUGCAGGUGUUUCAGUUUCCAAAAAAACUGCUAAGUCAUUGUGUUAUAAUAUGGUGGUUGAACGACUGACCACCAUGAAUGUUGAACAUGGCAACAUCUUAGAUGGUGUCGAACAGUCUGUCAUAACAGAAGCAGAAGCACAGGUUCAGAGCACUUUGGGAAAGGCAGCACCAAAUCCUAGGGCAUUUGAUCUCCGUGAACAGUUUGUCAAAAUGAACGAACUUAGCAGUGCCACGCAUCCUGCAUCCAUCAUUACUGUCCUGGAUGGAAUUUUCAACGAUGUAAAAUUGACGCCCAUUUGUCUGUACCGUCGUAGCAUGAACACAGAAAUAGAAAAGGAGAAAAUUUUCUGUAACCUCUAUCUAGCUGGUCAUCUCAUCAUGAUUGGUGAAGCAGAGAACCGAACAGAUGCCCAAGCAGACGCUUACUCUAAAGCCCGAGAGGUUUUGACGAACUGUGACCCCGAGUUCAUCCUCCCCCAACACAGUAAACUUCAACCACACGACCAAGCAGCAACAGAUGUUAUCGACUUUCGUGUCAAGGGCAACUGCAUUUUGGAAGAUAACUGUUCGAAUCUUCAUCGCUUACAAUGGACCCGAAAACCUAUAUCAACACUACCAGCCAAGGAUAUCGUUGUCUUUGAGGACGUCAGUUGGAUAGUAGAUCGUAAAGUUCAAGGUUUCUAUAUUUUACAACAUUCAUGUUUUGUCAACAAUAUGUUGUUGGAAUGGGAGUUUUUGGACAAUGAUGAUCGUGUAUUCAGGUUUCUGCUUACACUAAACCUGAUCAAGUGAUAGAAUCUGUCAGUUUUGAUACGUUGCUUAAAGAAGCGGAGGUGUUGAAGAAAGCUGCCGAGGAUGCAGGAGAAAAUGUUACAGCUACUACAGCUGAGGGAACUGAUUCAGAAACUGAGACCAGUGACACAGAUGUUGAAAUGA